CUUGUCAUAUGUAUGUGUGUGUUUUCAAUAGGCAUUUAAUUUUUAGGCAAUAUUAAAUUAUCAAAUUUAAUACUACUACGAGAAAGUGUGAAAAUUUGCAAAUGUGCAAUUAAGUGAUAAAUAACAACAAUUUUAGGCCGAAGAUAUGCAGUGCCGAGCUAGAAUGCUUAAGACAUAACUAUUCCACAUCAAAAAUUAAAUUGGACAUUAAGAAUACAGGAUGGGCGACGUAGAUCCAGAAACUUUACUGGAAUGGUUGUCCAUGGGACAAGGAGAUGAGCGGGAUAUGCAACUAAUUGCCCUAGAGCAGUUAUGUAUGUUGCUUUUGAUGUCUGAUAAUGUUGAUCGUUGUUUCGAAAGUUGUCCGCCACGUACAUUUUUACCGGCAUUGUGCAAGAUAUUUUUAGAUGAGCUGGCACCCGAAAAUGUGCUCGAAGUGACCGCCAGAGCAAUCACAUAUUAUCUGGAUGUGUCGGCCGAAUGCACACGGCGCAUUGUUUCUAUCGAGGGUGCCAUCAAAGCGAUCUGCAAUCGCCUCGUUGUCGCGGAUCUAUCAUCGCGUACUUCGCGCGAUCUUGCCGAGCAAUGCAUUAAGGUGCUUGAAUUGAUUUGCACCCGCGAGGCGGGAGCUGUUUUUGAGGGCGGUGGUCUCAACUGUGUGCUCUCCUUUAUACGUGACAGUGGGUCGCAAGUGCACAAGGAUACGCUCCACUCGGCAAUGGCUGUGGUGUCGCGUCUCUGCACCAAGGUCGAGCCCAACUCGCCAUGCAUCGAUAAUUGUGUAGAGAGUCUGAGUACAUUGCUACAACAUGAGGACGCCAUGGUUUCGGAUGGCGCUUUAAAAUGUUUUGCUUCCGUUGCGGAUCGUUUUACACGCAAAUGGAUAGAUCCAGCGCCGCUGGCUGAAUACGGACUAGUUACAGAGCUAUUGAAACGCCUAGAGAAUGCGGGCGGAACUAGUAGUCAUCAUACGUUAGCUGCUACCAAAAUUAGUGGACCACAAACAGCCGGAAGUGCGAGUGGAAGUGGAACUGCAACAACGGCUGCUGCAGCUACAACGGCAAAUGCAACUCCUGCAUCCAACACGGAUAGUUUAAACGAUAAUGUGGCUGGCACUGCAGCCGCCAAUACAUCCAGCAAAAUACAAACGAGUGAAGCGCAUCGUUCCCCACAAUCGAUUUCCACAACAAUUUCGUUGUUGUCCACGCUGUGUCGCGGUUCGCCGUCGAUAACCCGUGACAUCUUGCGCUCGCAGCUGCCGAAUGCCAUCGAACGUGGCCUCAAAGGCGAUGAGCGGUGUGUGCUUGAUUGCAUGCGAUUUGCCGAUCUUUUGUUGCUGCUGCUGUUUGAGGGUCGUCAGGCAUUAAAUCGUGGCAAUGCCUCCACCAGUAGUCAAGGUCAAUUGGCGCCGCGUCCUAAGCGCAACGAUAUGAGCAAUGAUCGCACCCAUCGUCAGCUCAUCGAUUGCAUACGCUCCAAGGACACGGAAGCCUUGCAAGAGGCCAUUGAGGCUUGUGGCGUCGAUGUAAAUUGCAUGGACGAUGUGGGCCAGACGCUGCUUAAUUGGGCCUCGGCUUUUGGCACCUUAGAGAUGGUCGAGUAUUUGUGCGAAAAGGGAGCCGAUGUCAAUAAGGGACAACGCAGUUCCUCUCUACAUUACGCAGCCUGCUUUGGCCGUCCUGGCAUUGCCAAGAUUUUGCUCAAGUUUGGCGCUUACCCCGACUUGCGGGAUGAGGACGGCAAAACGCCGUUGGAUAAGGCACGCGAGCGAUCUGAUGAUGGGCAUCGCGAAGUCGCUGCUAUUUUGCAGUCGCCAGGUGAAUGGAUGUCAUCAGGUCACAUGAUAGCUAGCAAGGAUGGUCAAGCUUAUACACUCAUGGAGCCACGUGGAGAUCCUGAAAUGGCUCCUGUAUAUCUCAAACUAUUGUUGCCCAUUUUCUGUCGGACGUUCCAAGGAUCCAUGCUGAGUUCAGUGCGUCGUGCCAGCUUGGGACUGAUCAAGAAGAUUGUGCAGUACGCACAUCCAUCGGUGCUAAAGAGCAUCUGCGCCAAACAGGAUGAGGCCACCAACUUGAUGGCUGCCCAAAAUGUGGGCAACCUGAUGACAGAAGUCAUUGCCAGUGUGCUGGAUAGUGAGGAUGAUGAGGAUGGUCAUUUGAUCAUCUUAAAUAUUAUUGAGGAACUCAUGUGUAAGACACAGGAAGAAUUUCUCGAACAUUUUGCCAGACUCGGCGUAUUCUCUAAAGUGCAAGCUUUAAUGGAUCAGAGUGAGGAAGGCGGCUCGCAGUUGCUGACAGCCAGCUCGCAGGAUUUGGCUGCCGCCCAGAGAUGCCCAGUGCUGUGCAUGCCGCAUAGAUCAACGUCAGAUGAUUCCAUGGAGGAUGCCAAGGAGAUCUUGCAAGGCAAGCCAUAUCAUUGGCGUGACUGGAGCAUUUGUCGCGGUCGCGAUUGCCUCUAUGUUUGGUCGGACUCGGCCGCCUUAGAGCUGUCAAAUGGCUCGAAUGGUUGGUUCCGUUUCAUACUUGAUGGCAAGCUAGCCACAAUGUACUCCAGCGGCAGUCCAGAAAAUGGCAACGACAGUUCAGAGAAUCGUGGUGAGUUCUUGGAGAAGCUGGUACGCGCUAGAUCCAGUGUAACUCCUGGGACACCCUCACAACCAAUUUUGCCCACUGUUUGUGUGCUGCGGCUUGUCGUGGGCAAUUGGGUAAUGCAGUCGCCGAAGCCAAAUCAAUUGCAGAUACACAAUACCGAAGGUCAUCAAGUGACCAUUUUGCAAGAGGAUCUGCAAGGAUUUAUAUUCGAAAGCAAUCGUGGGACAAAACAUUCAUUCACAGCAGAAACUUCGCUGGGCGCCGACUUUGCUUCUGGCUGGUCAACCGAGAAGAAGAAGCGUAUCAAGUCCAAGACGGAUGUGCAAAAGAUACAAGUGCGAAAUCUAUCGCGCGAAAUCUACAACAAAUACUUUAAAUCAGCUCAGAUAAUACCAAGGGGUGCUGUUGCAAAGCUCACGGCAAUUGUCAAGCAAAUUAAUCUGGCCAUUGAGCAGCAACGUUUGGGCAACAAUAAUACCUGGUCCAACACAUUGUUUACAUCAUUAACGAAUCUAUCGCAAUUAAUACACGAGGACGGUGUUGUGAGUGCAUAUGAGAUGCAUUCGUCUGGUCUUGUCCAGGCACUCGUCGCUGUGCUGUCCAACAACUAUUGGGAGCACAACUUGACACGCUGCAAAACCAACAAAAUGCUGAAAGAACGCAUCGAUAUAUUCAAGAAGUGCAUAUUUGGUGAAGACACAAAGAACACGGCAAGCAUUUUGAUACAGAAAUUAGUUGCAGUACUCGAGAGCACAGAGAAGUUACCUGUCUUUUUAUACGAUGCCCCGGGCACCGGUUACGGCCUGCAGAUUCUACAGAAGCGUCUUCGUUUCCGCCUGGAGCGAUCCGCUUGCGAGAGCACACUCUUCGAUCGCACUGGACGCACACUGAAAAUAGAGCCGCUUGCGACGGUGGGACAACUGGCUAAAUAUCUGCUGAAAAUGGUGGCCAAGCAAUGGUAUGAUCUCGAUCGCUCAACAUUCUACUAUCUGAAGAAGUUGCGCGAACUCAAACCUGAUCUGCAGUUCACGCACAGUUUUGACUUUGACGAGGAAGGCUUAAUCUAUUACAUUGGAUCGAAUGGCCGCACCUGCGAAUGGGUGAAUCCCGCUCAAUACGGGCUGGUCCAAGUCACCAGUUCAGAGGGCAAAACGCUGCCAUAUGGUAAACUGGAGGACAUAUUGUCGCGCGACAGCGUCUCGCUCAAUUGCCACACCAAGGAUAACAAGAAGGCCUGGUUUGCCAUUGAUCUGGGUGUCUACGUUGUGCCCACAGCUUACACUUUGCGACAUGCACGUGGUUACGGUCGCUCGGCUCUACGAAAUUGGUUACUGCAGGCCUCAAAGGACGGCAACAGUUGGGUAACACUAAUCACUCAUGUGGAUGACAAAAGCUUGGUGGAACCGGGCAGCACAGCUACUUGGCCCAUCAUUUGCGCUGCGGAGGAGACAAAGGGAUUUAGGCACAUUCGAAUACAACAGAAUGGACGUAAUGCCUCUGGACAGACACACUAUUUGAGCUUGAGUGGCUUUGAGGUGUAUGGUCGCGUUGUUGGCGUCUGCGACGACAUUGGUAAGACCAUUAAGGAAGCAGAAGCAAAGACGCGACGCGAGCGACGUCAAAUACGAGCCCAACUCAAACACAUUACGAGUGGAGCGCGUGUUGUGCGUGGCGUCGAUUGGCGUUGGGAUGACCAAGAUGGUGCAGGUGAAGGAACCAUCACGGGUGAGAUACACAAUGGAUGGAUUGAUGUCAAAUGGGAUCAUGGCGUAAGGAAUUCAUAUCGCAUGGGUGCCGAGGGCAAAUACGACUUGAAAUUGGCCAAUUUGGAGAGUGUUGCCUCCGUGUUUGAGGGCGUCAACUCGAUGGUGCCAAUGGCAUCCAAGAAGAAUGACAAGGGCAACGUGUUGACUUCACGCAAAUCGAGUUCGACGCCAUCGUUGCCAGAGGCAACGGAGAUUAACAAGAACGCUGAGGAUGCUUCAAAUCAAACUGUUUCAGCGGAUAACCUUGCCUGGAAGCAGACAGUGGAGACAAUAGCAGAGAAUGUUUUCAUUUCGGCCAAGUCACAGAUAACCACAAAUCAAUCCAACACCGCUUUAACUAGAGACACACAAGCCACAUACAGUGAAUCAUCAGCUUCUGGAGCGGAACAAACGCUUAUGGCCAAGCCAAAUAUUCCGUCGCCCUUGAUACGCGAACUGGAGCAUAUUGCCGAUCUAUCAACCAUCAACAAUUCCAUGCCCAGCAAUGUCUCCGACCUGGCUACCAUCACUGAGAGUCUUUCAAUUGUGGAGAUAUCAAAGGAGGACGACGUUGCUGUCAAGCCCGAAGAGUGUGAAUCCUGUGACACUGUUGUUGCCAGCGAUGUGAUACGAGUUGCACACAUUGAGGAGAACAAUAAGAUGAAUGCAAACAAUUCCGCAAAGGGAUUACUGAUUAACCUCAAGCAAAGCAAUUCAGGCAGCUCUUCUUCCCAGUUCCCAGGCGAAUCUCGCGAAAUUAUUGUGGAUACAAUGCGCAAUAACAGCAACAACAUAUUGUCUGCAGACGAGCUGCAUUUACAUCGUGCAAAUGUCUCGGGCGGACUUAAAGGCAAUCCCAAGGUUUCCGUCAUCAUACAGUCUGGAAAUCUGCCGAAGAACGAAACUCCUGAUGAUGCAAUGAAGUCAUCCAUGCCCACACCGAAUCUAUCGAGUUCCGAUGAUGCUCCCGCUGUUUCAGCCUAUCAGGGCCAUAUUGAGAAUAUGAAUCCGCAAAUCUCCAAUGACGUUGUGUCCGUUUCCAAUCAAAUGAGUAUUAGUGUACCCAAUCUAACGACAACAAGCUCUUCAGAAGUUUCAUCCACCUCCGAGGCUGCCGUGCACAGCAGUUUCCUGGAGACAUUUGCGGCCAUCGCGAGACGUCGCACAUCGCAGGAUACGCACAACGAAAGCGGCGGCAAUCAGGCGAACAAAACUAACGCGAAUAAGAACGAGCACAGCAACCAGAAUGUCGGUGCCAGCUCCUUCUUUCCCAGGGGACCCAACUCGGUGACGAGUCUUGUAAAACUUGCUUUGUCCAGCAAUUUCCAUUCGGGGCUGUUGAGCACCGCCCAGAGCUAUCCCAGCCUGUCAUCCAACAACGAAGCGAAUGCUGCUCCCAAUCCCACAAAUAUGAAAGUCAGCCAGCAGCCAGCACCCUCCAUAAAUCCGACUCUAACUAUGAGCUUGACUUCUACGUCGAGUGACAGCGAACAGGUGUCGUUGGAGGACUUUUUGGAGAGCUGUCGUGCGCCCACUUUGCUAGGUGACAUGGAGGAUGAAGACGAUAUGGACGAGGAGAACGAUGAAGAGGAGAACGAGGACGAGUACGAAGAGGUGGGCAAUACUCUUUUGCAAGUGAUGGUAUCUCGGAACUUGUUGACCUUUAUGGACGACGAGUCACUGGAGAAUCGUUUGGCGGGCGUCAGCAAGCGCAAGUCCUGGGACGAUGAGUUUGUGUUAAAGCGCCAGUUCUCGGCACUCAUUCCAGCGUUUGAUCCGCGUCCUGGACGCACCAAUGUCAAUCAAACUUCGGACUUAGAAAUCUGUCCACCCGACACAAACAUGGAGAGUUUUCAUCAAAGCCGGCAGCCCAAUAAUGAGCAGACAAUGUUGGGUUUGAAAUUGCGCGGCCCGGGAGUAGGCGGAGUUCCUGAUGUGGAAAUUGAUUUGGACAACAGUGAGUGGACCAUUUUUAGAGCUGUUCAAGAACUCUUGCAGAACAGUCAGCUGAACAAAAACGACAAGUUCCGCAAGUUGUGGGAACCCACAUACACUAUUGUCUAUCGGGAGGUCUUGCCGACAGUGCAAGAAUGCACAUACCUGGAAUCGGAUGAGGGACAAAAUACGCCGGGAGUUUCAUCUCGAAGCGGUGCAUCAACAUUGUCGCCGAAUUCCCCAGUGCAUGGCGGCUUAAAUGUCACCGAUACAAACUUGUGUUCGGUGGAGGAUGUGCUGGAGUUGCUUAUCCAAAUUAAUGGGCUAAAUCAACAGGAAUUGGAGGCCCAGGAGCAAAAUGUUUCGGAGCAUUCUUUGCUGCCGGCUGAGCUGUUUAUGAGUAAAAAAAUUACCAACAAGUUGCAGCAACAAAUACACGAUCCGCUUGUGCUCUCGAGUAAUGCUCUGCCCAACUGGUGUGAGGAUCUAAAUCAAUCCUGUCCCUUCCUAUUUCCGUUUGAGACACGACAAUUGUAUUUCAACUGCACGGCAUUUGGCGCUUCGCGCAGCAUUGUUUGCCUGCAAUCUCAGCGUGACAUUACCACGGAACGCCAAAGAAUUCCAAUCAUGAGCCCGCGCCGCGAUGAUCAACAUGAUUUCCGUGUUGGACGCUUAAAGCAUGAGCGUGUGAAGGUACCGCGCAAUAAGGAUCUGCUCAAGUGGGCCAUUCAGGUGAUGAAGGCGCACUGCAAUCGCAAGUCGGUGCUGGAAGUGGAAUUCCUCGAUGAGGAAGGUACUGGACUGGGUCCCACCCUGGAAUUUUAUGCUUUGGUUGCCGCGGAAAUUCAGCGUUCAGAUCUUUGUAUGUGGCUGUGCGACGAUGAGCUCAGCGAGUCCUCCGAACUACCUCUUGCUCAGGAUGCGUCGGAAGAUCCCACUGAUGAUCAAUCGAAACCCGUUGGAUAUUAUGUCAAUAGACGUGAGCAAGGACUCUUCCCGGCACCAUUGCCGCAAAACUCUGAGAUCUGCGAGCAAGCAGCGAAGUAUUUCUGGUUCUUUGGUGUCUUUAUUGCCAAGGUUCUUCAGGAUAUGCGACUCGUUGAUAUGCCGCUUUCCAAAUCAUUUUUGCAGUUGCUCUGUCAUAACAAACUUUUGCGCAAUGAUCUGAAGCUCAAGACAAAUGCACGCUUCCAGGAUCUGACAAGUUCAGCAGGGUCUGAGUUGACUAACACGUUCUCUAAACUGUUUAAUGCCGAUUUAACACAAUCCAGUAGCUGGUUCAGUGGGAUUCUAACCAUUGAAAAUCUAAAGGAAAUUGAUCCAACGCGCUAUCAAUUUUUAAUCGAAUUACAAGACCUAUUGAUGCGCAAGCAGGUUAUAGAAAUGGAUGCCAGUCUCAGUAGUGAUAGCAAAAAGGAAUUAAUCGAUAAAUUGAAACUAUGCACCAAGAAUGAUAUUGAAGUAUCGUUAGAGGACUUGGCGCUAACAUUUACCUAUUUGCCCAGCUCAUCAGUGUACGGAUACACAUAUGCCGAGCUAUUGCCCAAUGGCGCUUCGAUUGAAGUGAACAUCGAAAAUUUGGAGGCGUAUUGCGAGUUGCUGCUCAAUUUUAUGCUGCAGGAUGGCAUUGCCAAGCAGAUGCAGGCGUUCCACGAUGGAUUCUGUGAAGUGUUUCCGUUAAACAAAUUGGCAGCAUUCAACCCAUGCGAAGCUCGAAUGAUGAUUUGCGGCGAGCAAUAUCCGCAAUGGACCCGUGAGGAUCUGAUGGCGUACACUGAACCCAAACUGGGCUACUCCAAAGAAAGCCCUGGUUUUUUGCGUUUCGUUAACGUUCUGUUGAGCUUGUCGGGUGCUGAGCGCAAGGCUUUCUUGCAAUUCACAACCGGCUGCAGUAGUCUACCUCCCGGCGGAUUGGCUAAUUUGCAUCCUCGGCUCACGGUGGUACGUAAAGUGGAUGCCGGACAAGGCAGUUAUCCAUCGGUGAACACUUGUGUGCAUUACUUAAAGCUGCCUGAUUAUCCGUCUGAGGAGAUAAUGAAGGAACGAUUAUUAACUGCAACGAAGGAAAAAGGGUUUCAUUUAAACUAAACAAAAAACAAAUAUGUAUUUCUUUGUAUUUUUAUUGAAAUUUGAGCUGGUUAUAAGCGCUUUGCAAACAAUAUAAUGAUAUGUAAAUACUAAAACAUAUACUAGCAAUUAACAAUUCCACUUAUCCAAAAUAAUGUAAAUUACUUAUAACUUAGUUAUCAC
Molecule: messenger RNA, 8521 nt
Organism: Drosophila albomicans
Lineage: Eukaryota; Metazoa; Arthropoda; Insecta; Diptera; Drosophilidae
Gene: Ufd4
Product: E3 ubiquitin-protein ligase Ufd4
Exons: 8
Coding region: 221-8359 (2712 amino acids)
Biological process (GO): proteasome-mediated ubiquitin-dependent protein catabolic process; protein K63-linked ubiquitination; anatomical structure development
Cellular component (GO): nuclear speck
Molecular function (GO): metal ion binding; protein binding; ubiquitin protein ligase activity
Source: RefSeq, a predicted model, not a curated record